GUGGUGGUGGUGGUGGUGGUGGGUGGUGGUGGAGGAGGUGGUGGUGCGAAAGGACGAGGCUUGGGUUCCCUCGAUCGCGCGAUAGCCCAUCGUCGAAUAAUCUGAAAGAGGACGCUCGGUUAUGACGGCGAAAUCGGGUGGAGGUGGUGGUUUACGAUAUUCUACCCCACGGUCGCGAAUUUUAGUCGAAUAAGGACGAUCGGGUUGAUGAGAGCUACGGUGUCACGAUCACGGUCACGGGAUAGAUCAUGACAGUUCUCUUCGUUAUCGUGGAAUUAAUAGUAGUAGUGGUAGUAGUAGUAGUAAUAAUAAUAGAAGUAGCAAUAGUAAUAGUCAAAAACGCGCGACCAAGUGGAACUUUUAUUAAUUUGAGCAGCUUGGAGCUUAGAAUUUAACGGAGAACGGAGUUUUUACGAAACUUAAGGAACUAGAAAAUUGUCGUUAUAUUGUGGAACGUCCUCCUCUCCUUCGAGACUUGUGUGUAAGUUUUUGAUAUCGGUCAUUCGAAGGUGGACCGGAAGAAGAAUAAAAGCUGCCAUAAUGGCGCACGACACUAUUACGGGUUCUUUCCCAAGGAUACAAUUUUGGAUGUUCACAAGUAGUCUGCCGAUUUUAUUCCUGCUUAUCGUCGUACCUCAGGAGAGCCACGGUGGAGAACACGAAAAACGAUUAUUAAAUAACUUAUUAUCAAAUUACAAUACUUUGGAACGUCCAGUUGCCAAUGAGAGUGAACCACUGGAAGUCAAGUUUGGGAUUACGUUGCAGCAAAUUAUCGACGUGGAUGAAAAAAAUCAGAUAUUAACAACGAACGCAUGGUUAAAGCUGUCGUGGACCGAUUACAAUCUCCAAUGGAAUCAAACGGAAUAUGGUGGAGUAAAAGACGUCCAUAUAACACCGAACAAGCUUUGGAAACCUGAUAUCCUCAUGUACAAUAGCGCGGAUGAGGGUUUCGACGGGACGUACCAAACAAACGUGGUGGUCGCGCAUAACGGCAGUUGCCUAUACGUCCCACCGGGCAUCUUCAAGAGCACAUGCAAGAUAGACAUCACUUGGUUCCCCUUUGACGACCAACACUGUAACAUGAAGUUCGGAUCCUGGACCUACGACGGCAACCAGCUCGAUCUGGUCCUCGAGUCAGAGAAGGGAGGUGACUUGUCCGAUUUCAUCAUGAACGGGGAAUGGUACCUCAUCGGUAUGCCUGGAAGAAAGAAUACGAUAGUGUAUAAGUGCUGUCCGGAGCCGUACGUCGACGUGACGUUCACGAUACAGAUACGCAGGCGAACGCUAUACUAUUUUUUCAACCUGAUCGUGCCCUGCGUCCUGAUAUCGAGUAUGGCCCUAUUGGGUUUCACAUUGCCGCCCGAUUCCGGAGAGAAGCUCACCUUAGGAGUGACGAUUCUGCUGUCGCUGACAGUUUUCCUGAACCUCGUGGCAGAAAGCAUGCCGACAACCUCGGACGCUGUCCCUUUGAUAGGAGUGACCAUCUUGCUAUCGCUGACGGUGUUCCUGAAUCUCGUUGCCGAGACCCUACCCCAGGUCUCCGAUGCUAUACCCCUGUUAGGGUCGUACUUCAAUUGCAUCAUGUUCAUGGUGGCGAGCAGCGUCGUCUUGACCGUUAUGGUGCUAAAUUAUCAUCACAGAUCGCCCGACAGAUACGUCAUGCCUAAUUGGAUCAAAAAGCUGUUCCUACAGUGGCUGCCAUGCAUACUUUGCAUGAGCCGUCCUGGCAAGAAGAUCACGAAGAAGAGUAUCCUGGUGAGCAAUCGGAUGAAAGAACUCGAGUUACAGGAGAGAAGCAGUAAGAGCUUACUGGCGAACGUCUUAGAUAUCGAUGAUGAUUUUCGUCAUGGAAACAGUGCUGCCAAUCCAGCUACCAGUUACAUAAGUAGGUCGGCGUACGGCACGCCAUUGUCCGGACGACCGGCUACGGUCGAAGAAACGUCGGCAUCGUUACCUUUAAGCGGAAUGCAAAGAGAACUUCACACGAUUCUCAAAGAAUUACAAUUUAUCACGAGUCGUAUGAGAAAAGCCGACGAAAACGACGAAGUGAUUAACGAUUGGAAAUUUGCUGCCAUGGUGGUCGACAGGUUGUGCCUGAUCGUCUUCACGUUAUUCACGGUGCUGGCCACGGUCGUAAUACUAUCUAGUGCGCCACACAUAAUCGUCCACUAAUAGACUGCCCGGUCUUGACACCGAAGAAAUGCACAAAAACGUCGCUUAAAUAGCGCCUCCUCGAAUUUGAAGCAACGUUCGCGGGACGCGUGAUUUGCGGGACCGAUUCUAUUACUAACAAGAGAAAGAGAAAUAGAAAGAUCGUAAGAGAAAAUGACAUAAAAAAUAGAUAGAUAAAAAGAAAUA
Molecule: messenger RNA, 2358 nt
Organism: Polistes canadensis
Lineage: Eukaryota; Metazoa; Arthropoda; Insecta; Hymenoptera; Vespidae
Gene: nAChRalpha6
Product: neuronal acetylcholine receptor subunit alpha-7
Exons: 15
Coding region: 541-2172 (543 amino acids)
Biological process (GO): nervous system process; signal transduction; chemical synaptic transmission
Cellular component (GO): postsynaptic membrane; neuron projection; synapse
Molecular function (GO): transmembrane signaling receptor activity; acetylcholine-gated monoatomic cation-selective channel activity
Source: RefSeq, a predicted model, not a curated record